This is a messenger RNA of Blepharisma stoltei, 2694 nucleotides long. Lineage: Eukaryota; Ciliophora; Heterotrichea; Heterotrichida; Blepharismidae. The record is from the annotation of a GenBank genome assembly.
AUGCGCACAAUGAAAUAAUAAAAUGGCUUCAUCGGAUAAGUUCAGUCGGAGAGCUUUUCCAUAAUCGCAAUAUUUUGUUAUUAUUUCGUUCCGUUUUCCCAGUGAGCUUUAGUCCAGCUAUUUCGGGAAAGUCUUAGCUUAUAGGCUAGAAAGAUAUAUAGGGUUUUGCAGCUGACACUUCCAAAGAGAGAAACUGGAGUUACGUAAGGAGUUAGUGUAGCCCGCCUGUGAGGCUUGAAGGUUGGACAGGAAGCCAGCGGCAUCGUGUAAAGCUUAGCGAUGGCUGGUAUAAAGAGCAUUGGUGAAGAUGGCUGGUUCCAGUUCAAAUUUAAAAGGGUGGGCCCAUGCCUAAAUCAUCCUGCAGGAUCUAAGUAAGACUCUCACAAUGAAAGAUAUUGAUCUUCAGUCAGCAGAUAACGAUCCUCUCCGAGCUCAAAUUUUUCCAAUCGAUACAGAAAGUAUUUCAAAUGCUCAAUCUUCAUCUCUUGAUUCCGGACCAGAAGGGUCUCCUCCUACCUCUAACUUCACUUUUCUUUCUGGUGAACGAUCAAUUCUCUAUCACUCCAACCGAUCAAGCAAUACCAGCUUACAGUGUAUAAUUGUUAUUAACCCACAAUGCGUCAUACUAGGCCAAAUGUGUGUGACGAAUUUUAGGGUAAAAAUAAUUUAGAUUAUAAUUGAGCCCUUAGAGGCUUCUUGAUGUUACGAAAACAAAUACCGUAUGGAAUAUUUCGAAAUCCCUUUAAUGAUGAUACAAAGACUCGAAAGGCCUUCUGAUAAAAACUAUUGCAUGCUCGACAUCAGCACAAAAGAUGGGAGAAAUAUUAGGAUUGGUGUUACUCAUCAAGCCCAGCAUGAAUUUAACCUUUUUACUGUGCUGUAUUCGUACACCUUUCCACAAACGCUUGUCAGUAGGUUCGCUUUUCUGCAUAGAGACAAUGGACCGGAAGAUGGGUGGAAAAUUUAUAAUUUUGUGAAUGACUUUGCAAGAAUUGGGAUAAAUCCGUCAAAGCCGGAAUCUAAGUGAGCGUUUUUGGAUAACUCGAACUGGGAAUAUUGUGAAACUUAUCCACAGACUGUUGUAGUGCCGAAAGAGCUGAGUAGUAAUGAUAUUAAAGCAUCCGCGAAUUUCAGAAGCAAAAAUAGGUUUCCAGCAUUAGCGUGGGCAAAUUCUAGAAAUGGGGCUACACUAUGACGAUGUAGCCAGCCGAAGACUGGGAUAAGGACUUCAAUUUCAAGGUGCUUAGAAGAUGAAGUUUUCUUAACUCCCAACCUAGUAAAAUAUCUAUUUUUGGAAAACUAGAAGCCUUUGUUAAUGAACAAAAAAUUUUAUAAUAAUACAAAUUAUUUUUGUUUAAACUAAUUUUAAUAUAUAAUUAAUAUUUCAAUAAUUAAAUCUCAAAUAAUUAUAUUUAACUUAAGACACUAUGCAUUAUAAAAGAUAAAUUUUAUUAAAUUAGAUUUUUCAUCAAAUAUUUAGAUAAAAUAUCCCUAUUAUGAUUUUUUCUAAAAGAAUAUUAAAUCCCUCCACUAGAAAAACAAAAAAAUCUUGCUCGCUUACUAAGGGAAAGUAAGAAUAAUUUCAAAAAGCUCUGCCAGAGGACAAGGCCUACACAUCUUUGAUGCUCGGCCAUAUAUGAACGCUCAUGCUCAAAGAGCGAUAGGUGGAGGUGUCGAAAACACGUCAUACUAUGAAGCUACAGAACUGCAUUUCUUAGGAAUUGAUAACAUACACAUUAUAAGGGAAAGUUGGCAUGGAGCUUUAAAUUCAAACUCAGUUAACCCAUUUAAAUAUUUAUCAGCGUUUGAAAAAUCUGGAUGAUUAGAGCACAUUUCUUUGCUUUUGCAAGGCUCAACUGCUAUUACAGAAAGCCUUCAAAAUGGGACAUCAGCCCUUAUACACUGCAGCGAUGGCUGGGAUAGGACUUCUCAGCUAUGUUCAAUAGUUCAGAUAUUGCAGGAUCCUCAUUACCGGACCAUACGAGGGUUUGCACAGGUCAUUGAAAAAGACUGGGUCAGCUUUGGUCAUCAGUUUGAUACCAGACUUGGUCAUGCCAAUCCUAACUCAAACGACGAAAAGCGAUCUCCUAUUUUUAUCCAAUUUUUAGACUGUAUUUAUCAGCUUGGCUGCCAGUUUCCCACACAUUUUGAAUUUAAUAAUAAAUUUCUACACGAUUUGGCUGAGUUUGCCCAUUCUUGUAGAUUUGGCACUUUUAUGUGUAAUAAUAUGAAGGAAAGAGUAACAGUGAACUUAGAAAGCCGGUCAACUUCAGUUUGGACCUAUGUAUUCGCACAUCUUGAUAUGUACACCAACCCAUAUUAUCAGCCAGGCCAAGAAGAAACGAUAACUCCUUGCUUUUCUCCAAGGAGGCUACAAAUAUGGCAUGAGCUGCUGUCACAGUGACAGCCUGAUUACUAUUAUCCUGUAGGGCUACUAUUGGGCCCUUCAGAUCAUAAAGAGGCUUUGAUGAAGUCUACGUAUGAAGGAAUGCAAAUGUAUAAGGAACUAAUCCAGCAAAGAGACAAAGAAAUUCAAGAACUUAAAAGUCAAUUAGCAAAAUUGCAAGGUAUCCGAGACAUCGUUAGCUUUUAUAUAAUAUUCAUAGUGGAAAUAGAAAUAUUUAAUUUAUAUUUAAAUUGUUAGUUAAUGCAGGAAGAUAUAAAGAAGCUGAGCACUUACCAGAUAUAGAAUAA